Molecule: messenger RNA, 1896 nt
Organism: Purpureocillium takamizusanense
Lineage: Eukaryota; Fungi; Ascomycota; Sordariomycetes; Hypocreales; Ophiocordycipitaceae
Exons: 2
Coding region: 1-1896 (631 amino acids)
Source: RefSeq, a predicted model, not a curated record
AUGGUUUUCGGGCGCCGCAAGAAGAGGAGCUAUCGUGAUGAGAUCGUCUUCGUGCGCUAUCCCGCUAAACGGUCGUCGCGUCGCGGACACGAAUCGAGCCGCCGGCGGGAUGCUUGGUCGGGGCCUGCGGCAACGGAUGGUCCCACCGCUUACGAAGACGACCGUCACUACAACGAGAACCGCCAUCGUGCCCGCUCGGGCGUCGUAGAGAGCGGACACUCGUAUCUAACGCGGCGCUCUGCAAGGACCAACGCGGAGGAGCUGGGAGGAGGCUAUGGUCACGGCCAGCGGUGUCCUGGUAACUCUCACCUGGCAGUCGAAUCGUGCAUCCCCCCGCCUUUGCAACCCCAUGGGAGCCGUCGUGCGGCGACGACCGUCAAUCGCCCUGGCUAUCAUGACGACGGGUACGAUGAGUAUGGCCGUCCUUGCCGGGGCAUCGCAGAGGAGACGGGGUCGGAGUGCUAUGGGAAUUAUGACCCGGACACCUUGGUUACGACAUCCUACGACGACGAUCAUGACCGUGGGCGCGACCAAGACUAUGGCCAGGCCCCAUGCCAUGAACAGGCCUUUGACUACGUUCAGAACGAUGACCCGGCCUAUGACUAUGAUCAGACCGACGACCACCAGGGCUUUGAUCAGAUCGACGACCGGGGUUAUGAUCAGAAUGGCGACCCGAGUUAUAGCCAGACCAACGACCAGAGUUAUAGCGAGAUCAACGACCAGAGUUAUGGCGAGACCGACGACCAGGGUUACGAUCAGACCGACGACCAGGGUUAUGAUCAGACUGACAAUAUGGACUCUGACCAGGCCGACAGUGUUCAAGCCUAUGGUCAGGCCGACAACAUGUACUCUGAGCAGAGCGAUGCCCAGGCCAACGACAUGUACUCUGGUGAGACCAAUGAUCAGGCUGAUGACCAGGCCGACAACUUUGGCCCUGGCCAGGCCGAUUUCCAGGGUCAAUGCCAUGAUCAGGUCUCUGACCAGGGCUAUGAUGGCGACACUGAGGACGAUCAUACCCAACAGAGUCAGGGCCGUCGCCGCCAGAACUUCGCAGAGGGCAUGCCCUCACAACAUCCGAACAGACGCCCUGAAGCAACAGCAAUCGGCAGUCACCCGACCAACCAUCGCCAUGGCCAACAAGGCAACCGCCAUCAUCAAGCGACUAUCACAGAGAGGAGGCAGGAACGGUGGACCCAGCAAUACCAGCCGGGGGAACAAGAGUCCCCGGACAGCGCCAUGACCGACGAGCAGGCCCCCUCUUGUCCCAACAUCCCCGAGCCACUGUCACUCGAGUUCACCGAGGGGACCCCGGCCGCUCGCGAAACAGACAGGCCCGUCGCCCGAACAAUGGCCACCCCACCCACGCCCGAGAUUACGCUGCCAGAGUUCCGGCGUCUUCUGCCCGAGUUCCAGCGGAUGCUGGACCAGCCCCAGCCGAUAGGCAAGGAGCUGGACAGUUUUCUUCCCGACGAAUGCCACAGCGAGCCACGGCACGUCAGCCCCCUAGUCAAGGUCCUGGACGAGCACCUCGCGAAGCGCUCGAACUACAGAGAUGCAGCACUCCCGUUCUUCACAGAGGGCAGGAACGUGGCGGUGUUGCUCGGCCAUCUGAGAGCCGUCUGUCAGCGGGACACCGGGGGGAGCGACAUCGGCGGAGGCGUCACUGAGCGGAAGGUGGACGCGCGUAUCAGCGCCGUCAUUAGUAUUGUCAUGAGGCGACCGACAAUGGUGCUUUGUCAGAUAAAGGGGCAGGCCGAGGAUCCGACCUUCACUGAGGCGGAUGAGGAGUGGUACAAGCUCAUGACGCUCAAAGUCCAGCUGGAGGUGUUAUUGAGUGCAGUGUAUAUUGCACAAGGGCCGCCUGCGCCGACUACUUGGCAAGCUUCGGUGGAAUAG